This is a messenger RNA of Puccinia triticina, 2031 nucleotides long. RefSeq lists its product as uncharacterized. NCBI's taxonomy places the organism in Eukaryota, Fungi, Basidiomycota, Pucciniomycetes, Pucciniales, Pucciniaceae. Bases 1 to 2031 code for a protein of 676 amino acids. Gene Ontology annotation, cellular component: SCF ubiquitin ligase complex. Gene Ontology annotation, biological process: SCF-dependent proteasomal ubiquitin-dependent protein catabolic process. The transcript is spliced from 7 exons. The record is from RefSeq and is a predicted model, not a curated record.
AUGGCUCGCCCUUCUCGAUUCAACCAACCCAGUAAUGCUGACGAAGCACCAGCUCCAAGGCCGUCAUCAAAUCCAUCAGCUUCUACCUCCCGAGAAAAUACAAAUCCGGAUGAUAACCUACCAGAACCGGCAAAUCCGACUCCUGGUCCGUCUCAGCCACAGGCAUCAACCUCAGCGGUCACCGGGCCGACUUCUGCCUUGACAUCUUUCUUAAAAGAACAAGGGAUCCGAGCUAGGAAUGUGAAUCGUUUCACGCCUAUCCGCCAAAACGCAUCAACUUCCACGGCGAACGCGGCUAUCCCAGAGGUGCCUGAAGAGGCUUCGAAUGCUUCAAGUGACUCAGAGCCAGAUUCAGAUAACUUGGACGAGAAACCUGAGAAGAAGCAGAAAAUUAAGAAGCCCACAAAAACAAAUGAACUAUUUUCCGCCUCGAAAGCAGUAGCCUCCUCAUCCAAAAAGAAAAACGACAAACCUGAAGAUCCUGAACCAUCUAAACCCAAGCCAGGGAAAUACGCAGAUCGGAAACCAGGCCUCAUCACGACCUGCGCCGAAUGUGGGAAGCGCUUUACAGUUACUCGGUAUACGAUUAGUGCACCUGGUCAACCGGGUCAACUUUGUGAUGGCUGUGCCCAAGAAGUCGCGAAGAAUCCCAAAACCCCUGGGAAGGAUAACAAUCUUCCGACCCCAGCCCCUAAGAAACGCAAGACAACGAAAAAUCAAGUCCUCAGACAACCUUGGUCUGAGAGCUCGAUCCAAACCUUACAAAUGGCAUGUAUUAACAUCAUCGCCCGUAACAUCCAAUGCGUUGAAGAACUUGGCAAUAUAGGCAGUGUCAACCUCGAAAAAAUUUGCCAGAUUGUCUGCAAGCAUCGUGAAUUAACCCCAUCGAAUCUCGCCUUGUUUGUAGACGCUGCUUAUUCUGAUUUGAAACUGUAUGACUGUAUCAAUUUACGCGAGUCACACUUGACAAGUAUUGCGUUUUUUUGCCCUCGGCUUGAAAGAUUGACUUUAAAUCUAUGUGGUCAUAUGACUGGAGACGUCCUACAGACCUAUGUUGAACGACUACCUAGACUCCGAGAGCUCGAUCUUUUCGGACCCUACCUUAUUCGAAAGCCAGAAUGGCUUAAAGCGUUCGAGACUUGGAGUAAACCCAGGCUUGUUAGUGAACGACAGCUCCAAGACGUAGACCCAGAUGAAAUGGCUGUGGAUGAUGACGAAAAUGGUAAACAAGUGGAGUUAAUCCAAGCGCCGCAAAUCCAAGGUUUUCGUUUGAAACAAUCUCCGCGAUUCGAUAUCGAUUGCGUCAAGGCUCUCGUCAGCUCUUGCAGUAACUUGACCUCCUUACGGUUAAUCGAUAUCGGCCUCAUGAACGAUAACACCCUAGAAAUCAUUGCGCAAGCUGGCUUAAAAAAACUCACAGACUUGUCGAUCGCGAAUGCAGGUAUCCACAAUGGUGCAACAGGUGAAGCUUUAACCGAUGUUGGGGUGACAAGUCUUUUAAAAUCGGUGGGAGGAACGGUCGAACAGUUAGAUAUCAGUCAAAAUAAGAAAUUGACCGAUGCCGUCUUGGAAGGCAUUCAAAACUUCUGCCCUCGAUUAACUUAUCUUGACCUCAACGGCUUGAAAGAACUUUCGACGAAGGGAAUCCAAGAACUGUUCAACAAAUUCAAAGAAACUGAAGCACCCGGUCUCAAACAUCUCAACCUAUCUCGUUGUAUCAAAGUUGGGAAUGAAGCGGUCUAUUCGAUUCUAGAUCACUCGGCCAGAAAUUUGCGGAUUCUAAAUUUGAACAGUGUUGACGAACUUCGUGCCGAGGCCCUCGAGAGGUUGGCUCGAGAAGCGACCAAUCUCGAAAACUUGGAUGUCAGUUUUGUUAGAGAUGUGGAUGAUUUUAUUAUCAAGGCUUUCCUAGACCACAUGAAGAACCUCAAAAGCUUAUCCGUUUAUGGUAACAAUCGGGUCUCGGAUCUGUGUCCUAUGAGGAAAGGUGUGACAAUCAGAGGACAAGAGCGCUCAAUUGUCGUCACUUGA